Molecule: messenger RNA, 1585 nt
Organism: Trifolium pratense (red clover)
Lineage: Eukaryota; Viridiplantae; Streptophyta; Magnoliopsida; Fabales; Fabaceae
Product: protein SLOW GREEN 1, chloroplastic
Exons: 1
Coding region: 203-1162 (319 amino acids)
Molecular function (GO): protein binding
Source: RefSeq, a predicted model, not a curated record
AGCCACACCUACCCGGAGCUCUAAACCCAUGUGUUUCUCGCUUUCUUUAUUUUAAAACUCUUAAACCCCUCACAAAUCAACUCAUCAUAACUCAUAACCUAACCACUUCCAUUGCAUAUUCUUCUCCUUCACCAUUCAUUCAUUGUUCUCUCCACCCACUCACAUUUUCAAUCAAAUUCAAACCCUAAAUUCAAAUUCCACCAUGAUUUCAACUUCAUCAUCAUUCUCCACCCUCUCCUUCAAUCCCACCAUCACCAACACCCCUUCUCAAUUCCCCCCUAAUCUCCCUCUCCGCCCCCGCCACCGUCAACUCACCGUCAAAUCCCACUCUUCCACCAACUCCCCCGUUAUCCACCACCUCAAAAACCUCGCCGGAGCAGCACUCUUUACCGCCGCAACCGCCACCGCCGCACUCACAUUCCCAUCCUCCCCCGCCAGAGCCGAACCACCUGAAACACUCACCGAAGUCCUCCCCGAAACCGAAACCAUUAUCACCGACACCGUUAUCGCCGACGCCGGAACAACAUCCACACCGUCAGAAUCCCUCGAAACAAACGAUGGAUCAGUAGAAGCUCUGAAGUCUCUACUUCAUCAGAAGCUAGAACUCGGCGAAGACGAAGAAGCACUGAAGAUUCUCAAAAGCUUAAUCUCAUCACAACCGGAGGUAACCGAUUGGAAAUUCAUCGCGGCGAGGUUAACAAUCGAAAUGGGAGACACUGAUGCCGCGCGUAGUUUCUACGACGAAAUCUUGAAGUCAAAUCCGCUUUCUUUCGAAGCGCUUUUCGAAAACGCGCUUUUAAUGGACCGUGUUGGAGAAGGGGAUGUUGUAAUUGAGAAGCUUGAAGAUGCUUUUAGAGUUGCGCUUGAAGACAAUAAGGAAAAAGAAGCUAGAGAUGUGAAGUUGAUAAUGGCUCAGAUUCUGUUUUUGCAGAAGAAUGUUGAUGAAGCUUUGGGUAUGUAUGAGUUAUUAAUCAAAGAAGAUCCUAAUGAUUUUAGACCUUAUUUUUGCAGGGGAAUGAUUUAUACAUUGCUUGAUAAGAAUGAUGAAGCUAAGGAACAGUUUGCUAAGUAUAAGGAAUUGUCACCUAAGAAAUUUGAGGUUGAUGGUUACUUGAGAACCCCUUUGUCAAAGAUCAAAGAUUUUGGUACAGAACAAAGCUGAAAUAGUGAUAGUGAAUUAUUGUUAUAGUUUAUAGUAAUAUUAAUUAUAAAUCUGAGGUCUUUUUUGCAAUUGGAAUAAAACAAGGAUCGAUGGUGUAUACUACCAACACAAGUCUAAUCUAUUUAGACGAUUCUUCUCUUUACAUGCACCCGAGUGGCCGAGUUAAAUUAUUUAACUUUAGCAAUGCUGAAGUAAAAUAAUUGGUGGGUGUUAAAAGAGCUUAAAUUGCAUGUUUAGUGAGAAUGAUAGAGAAAUAAUAAGGAUGACAAUUGAGUUAGUUAUACUAAACUAGAUUUUGAGGAUGAUUUGUCGUCUGCAUUUGGAGGGGUAGUUCCCAAUUCUAUGUUGUAAUAAACGGCUUGUUUUGUUGCCAAGCUAAUAUGUAUUAAGGAAACUUUAUGACAACUGAAUUACUUUUUUGCA